AUGUAUCCUAUUAUAUGCAAAAGUUUACCCAGCAGCUUCAUGCUGCUUUUACUACUAGUGACUUCGGUGUCAUGUCUCUUUACUGGCCCAGCUGAGGUUGUAAAGCGGCUUGAUUCCACGCCAGCAGCUCCUGAAAAUGUCAUUCAGGAAGAUUCAGACCCAGAAACUGCAUUCAUGGCUAUUUACCGCUACGGCUAUGCUCAGGACGGGCCAAGGACACGUUGGAAAGAGGCAGGUAUAAUAGCUCGUACAAAUAUUUGGACAGAGUGGACGCCUGUAACUUGCUGCAUUGAGCGCACUGAAGGUAUGAGAACCUUGCGCGGUAACUAUGCUAUCAACGCCACAUGGUCGUGGGGGAGUGUGUCUGUAGAAAUGGAGUUCCCUGAUGUGGAGGCCAUUUUGGGUGCGUCAGUUCGCAGAAUUGUAUCCGAGGCUUCGAGCAUGAUUUGUGGCGUUACUAGAGCUGGCGCUAUUGUGCAGAUUCAGGUCCAGAUCGAAAUGGCGAAGGCAUCUUUCAGUUUGCGUGACUGCUCCCAAGAUGCCACGGGCGUUCAGUGCACACCAUGGUCGGACGAACUUUCUGUUAGUGCACCAACGGGUGGUAUAACCGCAUCCUGCCGCGAAGUGAGUAACAUGCAGUCGUCAUCUUGUAAGAUACCUGGCCUACUAUGCGAGUUUACUGCACUUGGUGACCCGCUUUACCAGACGACUACAUCCGUUUAG
Messenger RNA from Eremothecium gossypii ATCC 10895, 723 nucleotides. Its product is annotated as AGL366Cp. The transcript has a single exon. The record is from RefSeq and is marked provisional. Bases 1 to 723 code for a protein of 240 amino acids. NCBI's taxonomy places the organism in Eukaryota, Fungi, Ascomycota, Saccharomycetes, Saccharomycetales, Saccharomycetaceae.